CCUAAUGUUAUAACCAUGGAGUGGCUGCUACAAACCUUUGUUAGCUAAACCUAUUAUCUAAGAAAGGAAUUUUAAUUAAAUCUGAUUAUGUCUGGAACUAAAAAACACGAACAUUCAUUUUAUCUCGGAAACAAAGCCAUGCCACCCAUCACGUCUGUGAGUGACAAGAACUUCUUGGAAUCUCUCUCUGACUACAUUCAAAGUGAGAAGGAAUACCUUCAGUGCCCAGUGAAUGGCUCAGAUGAGCAACGCUACAUCAUUUACAGUACUGCAUUUGAUAAGGUUAUUGAGUAUGCAACAGCCUACAAGACCAUUCUCACUGCGAUAAAAAAAGAAUACGAUAGCUUCAUUAGUGCCAUAAGGAAAAGUGACUGUAAAGCCAAGUUGGCACAAGGCAAACUGAAGGCCAGAGUGGCACAGCCCACAUCCCUCAUGUACUGCCAGAGGAGAGCUGUCCAGCUUCAGGAGAGGAUUGCAAUUAUCCAGAGAGACACAGCCGAACUUCAGGCUAAACUAAGGAGACAGCAGGACUCUAGGAAAGACAAGAGACCCUCAAUUCCAGGUCUGACAUUUGAUGAGUCAAUGAAUCCAGCGGCCCUGGCUGAACAUCUGGAGUACCUGGAGAAGAAGAAAGCAGAUCUGCAGAGCAAGAGGAAGAGCCAGUACGUGUCUAUGCAGGUCAAAACUGACCUGGACCAGAAGAUGAGGAUUGCCCUGGACCAAAGGGAUGAGCUGGUUGUGGACAAUGAGAGGCUUCAGAUCCGAUAUAAACAGCUACAAUAUCUCAAUGAUGCCUUCAUUACCUGGGAGAAGACAGGAAGAGAGGUCCCUCUGUUUGAGUUCAUCACCUCAAAACUGGAGGACAUCUCCAAACUGAAAGUGAGCGACACAGACUGCCAUGGCGCUAUGGCGUUUGAGGAGGAUGACCCAAGUAAGGUCAAUGACUCAGAGCUUCUGGUGGACUACAUUGAGAGAUUUAUUAACCUCUUUGAAGCAGGUGAGUAUGAAGCGGCAGCGUUUCACGCAGCGAAGUCUCCUCACGGAGUUCUGAGGAACACGGAAACUAUGGAGAGGUUCAAAGCAGUGACAGUGUACCAAGGAGACCUGCCUCCCCUCCUCCUCUUCUUCCAGGCCCUGAUGAUCUCAGCGCAUGCUGGCACACAGCUGCCCGACCAGUCCCUGUCAGUGGAAGGGGUCUGCUGUGCCCUGGAAAACAACUUUGUAGAGCUGGUCACACACUGGGUCACUCAGAAUAGACUUACUUACAGCGAGGCUAUGGGAGAUGUCAUCUGUGAGCACGGCGACAGGAAGCCGUAUAUGGCCGAUGCAUGCUUGGCACUGGCACAUAUCAUCUAUAAAUCAUGUGGAGUACUUCGUAAGGCCGCACUGAGCAUGUGCAAAAGAGGCAUGACCAAUGGGGUCAUAGAGUUUAUUUAUCAGAACAAAGACUUCACUGCAGACGAUUGUUUGUAUGUGCUGCGUGGCAGCCCCAGCCUGGACAUGCUCUGGGCCUUCACCCAGCCCUACCAGGGCCAGCAGGCCAGGCUGUCUGUAGGCUUCGUCUGCCACACCUUCCUCAGGUCAGACCUGGAAGAUCUGGCCCUGCGGCUGCUGGGAAACAUCUGCUCUGCAGGAGCUGGAGCUUUAGAAAAGGUGAUCCUGGAGGAUGCGGUGUGCUCAGGCGACAGCUGGGGUGAGAUUGCAGGUGUCUGUGCUCAGAGGAACCAUCCACAGCUCUCUCAAGAGAUCCAGGCCAUCUUGCUUUCCCUGGACAGGGCCAUGAAGCUCUCCCUGGUGAAAGAGGGGGCCAGGCGGGUGGAGCAAGUGUUCAUGUAGGCCUGCAGACAGCAGAGGGCACACUAGGAUAGAUACACAUUCACUGUCCUCUUAGAAUACGAGCCCCAGAGCAUACUGUAGCGACCCUGGUCUGGCUUCUUUAGAGACAAACCCAUUCUUAAUCCAUUGAUCCACCCUGCUGAGAAAAAAAACACACACACACAGACAUCCAAAUACAUCCACACAUCCCUGUGGCUAAUCAUGAUCAUUAAACAUUAAACUGAUUGUA
Molecule: messenger RNA, 2065 nt
Organism: Osmerus eperlanus (European smelt)
Lineage: Eukaryota; Metazoa; Chordata; Actinopteri; Osmeriformes; Osmeridae
Product: clathrin heavy chain linker domain-containing protein 1-like
Exons: 11
Coding region: 88-1836 (582 amino acids)
Source: RefSeq, a predicted model, not a curated record